This is a messenger RNA of Gregarina niphandrodes, 557 nucleotides long. RefSeq names its product putative Pol polyprotein. The transcript has a single exon. The record is from RefSeq and is a predicted model, not a curated record. The annotation marks the transcript as partial. Lineage: Eukaryota; Apicomplexa; Conoidasida; Eugregarinorida; Gregarinidae.
AUGACGUUGCCGUCAUUGGAGCCACUUAUGAGGAGUGCAAGGAGAGGAUUACCAAACUCUGCGAGAAAUUACAAGCGAAAAAAUUCACUAUCAACUACGACAAAUCAGUCGUGGAACCACAAACACAACUGGAAUUUCUGGGGCAUUUAAUUUGCAGCGGACAUGUGACAAUACACCCGGACCACGCGGAAACUAUUUGCAAAUCGCCAACAUCAGAGACGAGUGCUGAGCUCCAUAGCUUCCUCGGUUUCGGAAAUUGUUUCCACCGAUUUAUACCACGGUACGCAGAACUGGUGGCACCUCUUUAUAAGGUGCUCAAAAGAGAACCAUAUCAUCUCGCCACUGCGGAAAAGGAGUCCUGCAUCAGGGUACAACAUGCUAUCGCCAUGUUACCAUCAUUACAUACUCUCGAUAGCCACUCACCAUUAGUUCUCGAUACGGAUGCGUGCCAGAGAGGGAUUGGCGCAUAUCUAUAUCUUCAACUGGAGAAUGAGUUGUUACCUUUAGCGCACGCACCGCAUGCUUUUACUAAACAGGAGGGCGGUGUGCGGAUGUGA